This is a messenger RNA of Cryptosporidium muris RN66, 6843 nucleotides long. RefSeq lists its product as uncharacterized. The transcript has a single exon. NCBI's taxonomy places the organism in Eukaryota, Apicomplexa, Conoidasida, Eucoccidiorida, Cryptosporidiidae. Gene Ontology annotation, cellular component: cytoplasm. The record is from RefSeq and is a predicted model, not a curated record. The coding region runs from base 1 to 6843 and encodes 2280 amino acids. Gene Ontology annotation, molecular function: protein binding.
AUGCUUUUAUCUUGUGGAGUAGUAUCAGAUGGUGGUAUUUCAGAGGAGAUAGUAUUAGUAUGUUGUAGUAUUUGGGGAAAUAUAUGUGCCACUGGGACUAAACUAGGACAUGUGUACUUGUGGCAUAUACAAAGUGAAGAGAAUGGAAAUAAUGACAAAGAUAAUUUAGUUCCAUAUAAUAUUCUGCUACCAAGUACACAUGGUAAUCAUGAGUUAAUUGGUAUGGUAUUUAUUUUAUCACCAUCACCACUGUUACAAGGUUGCUCAGAAGAGCUAUUAUUGACUUUACAUUCAGAUAGGAUCUUAAGAUACUGGUCUUUAGAUAAUGGUAGAUGUAUAGCUCAACUGGAACAUAGUGCUGAACAUGAUGUCACCCAGGUUAUUAGUUUGGUAGAUAGAAGGUUUGUACUGCUAGUUGGUUUUCAAAAGAUUACAAUAAUAGAUACAUGGUCCCGUCUAAAUUGUGGCAGACUAAAGAUAGCUAGUUGUCCAAUUAGCAAAAGGCUUGAUAAAAAUAUGAAUGAUGAAGAUACCUUCCCUAUAUAUAGAUCAAUGACAGAUUCUUCCGAGAAGUCAAGGAAUUAUAAUUUAGACUCUAAUAAUAUUCUGAAUAAAAACAUAUCUGAAUUGCAAAAUUCACCCAAGUCUUCUGGGAGAUAUGGAGAAUCAAUGAUAUGCUGCGUAUCUACUAAUUAUGACUAUUUGGAACUUCUAAAAAGAUCUGCAAGUAUUUCCAGUUAUGACUUUUGCGCAGAUUAUCAAUAUCCAACUGCUCAUUUAUAUACAGUUGCAGCUGUACUAAAUACUGGUCAAGUUUUGGUUUGGGACUUAAGCUGUGUUAUUAGAGUUUGGUGGCACUUCAUUCCUAUUCCACAUUGUGAGUUACCUUGUCCAGUCCCUAAACCUCAACGAGGUGAUGUACCCGAGCCAUUUGCUAAAUACAACUGUGAUGUAACUAAGAAUUCUGAAACCUUAAGGGAGUUUUCAUAUACUGGGAAUGGGCGUUUACGUGGACAAAUUGACAAUAAAUCUGAAUCAUCUCAACUUAGUAAUACCAAUUCAUACUCGAAUUUUCAAUCUACAGUUGUAGAUAAUUCUACAAACUCUGCAGUUGAUUUCUGUCGAACUAACAGCAUGUAUAUAGAUAAUCACUCUGGUUACUUUAAAUCUCCCAAUGCCUAUCAAAUUCCAGCUACAAAAUCUCCUCUAUUAGCUCCUUUGUUAUUUUACCUACAUCCAUGCUUCGUUUCCGAACCAACAAAGCUUUAUUGUGUACAAUCAAAUGAAAUGGUAUCUACUCAGAUAAUAGUGGUUGAUUAUUACUUGAUUAUAAAUGCUAAAUACCGUUUGAUAAUAUGGCGUAGAAGUUUCCAGCCACAAUUCCAAAAUAGAAAGCUACGUUACCAACCUUUUGGAGAUAUCUUUGUACCUCCAACUUCAUAUCCUAGUGAUCUGGAACUAGGUACAAUUUUUAGAUCUGAGACCUACGAAAUAUAUAAGGAUACUACUUUGCAUAAAGCAGAUACAUAUGGAGAGUCUCAAAGUGCUAUAUCAUAUAAUAAUGAUGAAAAUAAACAAGAACAUAAGCUUUCUAUUUGGAUGGGACUAGCAUAUGCUUCUUGUUUAGAAUGUGACUCCUUAAAGGAGGAUGGUAAAUAUUUCUCAAUUUUGGCAUGGUCAUCAGAUUUGAUAAUUUACAAGUUAAAAAUUCCUAAAGUUUUGGAUGUCUUGUUUUCUGAUAACACUGACUUUCACACAGAACGUACAGAUAAAUUUUCGUUCUUAAAUACAUUGAUUGAAGACUACUGCGGAAGAUACUCAGAUAUGUUACUUUAUCCAAUAUGCUUGAUUAAUUGUGAAUCUGAAAGAACGGAGGAAAUAUGUAGUGUGAAGGAUUUAUCUAGUUUGUGGCAAUUUUGGAAGGUUUAUUCAAUACAGAGUGAUGAAACUCUAAAAUCAAGGAUCUUGUGGAUUCAUAGACACAAUAUAAAUCUUUUAUAUAAUUUAAGACAAGAUAAUCUAGAUCAUAUUUUCUCUAAAGAUAAACUUACUGAGAAUUCACAAUAUGGAUCUUUAACAGAUAUGGUGUUAUCUUUAGAUUCCAUAUCAUAUGUGAGAUUUUCUUCAUGUUUUGAAAAUGAUGAAAAAGAAAACCCUUUUAUAAUUGAUUUACCCUGUUCAUACAAAAGUAGAGAGAUUUACUCUAAGAAACUUGCUUGGAGUUUAACGAUGCCUUUAACUGAUAUAUGGGAUAACUAUGUUAACUCUUUUGAACGUAAAGAUUCUGUGAGAGUUUGUGCUUGUUUGUUUACUGAACAGAAAAAUUCUAUUUAUUGUAUUAUUUCUUUAUCUAAUGGUAAAAUUAUAGGACAAUGCCUAACGGGUGAUUUUGGUUUAAUAGAUGGAACAAGCUGUAGUUUUGAUAAACACUCAUUUGGAACAAUUGAGAAUGGAAUAAUAUAUAUUCUUCCUGUUCCUUACUUUUUUGGAAAUAGCAGAAAUACAGGGGAAACUGUUAGUGUUGUUGAAUUCGCUUCUGUUACAGAUGGAUAUAUUUUCGGAGCUACUUCUAAUGGAAAUAUUCUCGUUUGGAAAGUAGAUUUAAUGAAUACUAAUCAAAGAAGAAACUCAGAGUAUAAUACUUCAGUUUUUAAUGAUGAAUACACAAAAAGGAAAGAAUACACCUCAGAUUUGGGCUCAUUCUCUCCAUUGCAAGGGUUAUAUAAUAAUAAAAGCACUUUUUCUCUAGUUUUGUGUAUAAGUGGCAUAUUUUCCAGUUCAAACAUUACCCUAACUAAAGUAAUUAAAUUAGAAUUAACAUCUAUGGGUGAAAUUGACACACCUACUUUUGAAGAUUCUAAAAUUUUGGUGCACUCCUGCUCUGAGAAAAGAACACUUUUAUUGAGUAUAAUUGAUAAUAAAGGAAGAUAUGAGGAUGAAGAAUGUCAAGUGAUCGAUAAAUAUGAUAACUCAACUAUGAAUGAAGAAUUUGAAUCUAUAUAUAUGGAACAUAAAAGAGUUUCAUUUAAGACUACUCCAUUAAGUUUAUAUAAUUCUGCAGAUUUUAAGUGUCCUCAAAGGUUAGAUUCGGCAUGCAUAGAUACAAUAUGCGACUUUAUUUAUAUUCUACAUGGAAAGGAAAUGUGCAUUUUUGAUAGUAACUCUGGUUGUUUAUUGACUAUUAUUGAUACAGGCAACAUAUUAAAUAUUGAAUCACCUCAGCUUCCAUAUAUCCACUUAUCUGCUGGAGCUAUUUCAAAUAUUGUGAGAUUUGUCCAAUGCAUACCAUCUUUGGAAUUUUCUAGUCAUGGUUUUAUAUAUGGAUCAAUACCAAUAGGAAAAUAUAAACCUAGGAAUUAUACAUGUUGCAAUAGUACUGGACAAACUGAAUAUCCAAGAUAUUUAGAAUUAUGUAAGGAAAAAAUUCUAAAUUUCCAAACUCAUCAUCUCAAAUGCUCAAAAUAUGAUUACCUUGCUGAACAGAAAAAUGAAAAUCUUAAAUAUAAGGAUUAUAUAGAAGACUUUGACUCUAUUAAUGCUGAGUUUAAAGUCUCUAAAACUGAUUUUAUCUUAGAGGACUAUUCAAAAGACGAUAUGAACUCCUAUUGUAGAACUUUUACUAUAGAUUCCAGAUAUUUAAGAUCAGAAAAAGUGCUUAAAUCUUAUCCCUCAAUAGGAACAAGGCCCUUAGAUAGUGAUCAUUAUAUAUUCCUGUCCUUCCUGAUUUUUAAUCCCCAUGCAUCUUCAGAUGUACAGAAAAUUGAGAAGAAGCAACAGCGCAAUACCAAGACAGCCAAAUAUUUGAGACAUUUACUUCCUCUCUUUAUAAAGUCUACAGAUAUAUUUCUGACUAGAAUAUUAUCUAUUAUGGCUCCUUUAUCUACUACUCCUAUUUUGAAAGUUAAUUCAAUAAUCAUUGGUGUAAAUUACUCUCUUUCUAUUCCUAUUGGAAAUGGAUGCAAUAUGCACAAAAUUCAAACUACUUCUGAGACUUCAUUUGUAAUUCCCAAGAAUAGUGAUACAAUAAAUAUACGUCUAUCUGGUAUAUUACAAAGUACUCAUGAUGAAUUAACGAACACAAAUAGACAUUUGGAAAGAAGAUAUCAUUCUUUUGAUACAUCAAGGAAUAAGGGGGUAGGUGAUAAUUCUGAGAAUUCUUACAACCGUUCUUAUACUUUUGAUGGGGUGGGGCCACCACCUUAUCGUUAUGUUGCAAUAGAGAACUGGAAUGAGAAACUAACGAAACAUAUAUUUAAUAAGACUGCCUUUUUAAGAUCUUUAAGGAGCAAGGUUGGUUCAAACAAGUUCCAAACUAUUGUAGCAUCUGGUAAGCCAUACAGUGACUGGAAUACAAAAACAAGAAACGAGAAUUUAUCUACGAGCUCAAGUUACUAUUAUAUUGGGCAAUUUUCGGGAAUACCUUGCACUUCUCAUGUAGUUAACCAGAUUGUUAAAUCUAGACACCCCCACUAUAACCAAUCUGGUAAGAAGAAUAGAAAAUAUUUGGAGGAAUCUAAGAUUCAAAUAGAAAGAGAAGCAACACCAAGGAGAAAAACUAGAGGAAAAGGACUGGAAGGAUAUAGGAACAUUGAUUCUGAAAAAAUAAGAAAUACUAGUUAUGAGGAUAAAACUGAUGUUGAUACUGUUCCCGACUUUCAUAUUGAAUAUUUUUCACAUAAAUCAAAACAAAAUGACUUUAAUCAAUCAAUAAUUCACUCUCCAACAAUUCAGAGUAGUUUGAACUUACAUGAUACUUCAAAUUUUCAAAAAGCUAAGGUAUUACCUAACUUUGACGGUGAAGAUAAAGAGUGGUUACAAUUUUUCUUGAAUUAUAGACGUUUCAGAUAUGAUAAUUUAACAUGUUCUGAUCAAUUGGAUGACUGUAAUGGACCUUUGACAUCUUUUUCAACUCAUAAUGUAGCUCUUCAAAUGGUUAUUUUGCACUAUUAUUUUUCCUAUUAUUGUGAUAUGGAGAUCCCAAUUCGUCUAGUUGAUAAAUUUCUACUAUCAUGGAUUACUAGCUCAAUGUACAGAAGACAUGAUACAGAGAGAUUAAUUCCAUUCCACCUAUUUACAAUUACUGGAAUAACCCUGGAUAUUUAUAAUCCAUAUCUAAGAUCAUCAGCCAGAUACUGUCUUCAAUUAGCUAUAAGAUCUUUACCUGCAAAGGUUCUUGCAUAUAGUGAAGAAAUAGCCUUAGAUACCUUAUCUGGGUUAUUAAGGACACAGUGUAGUACUUCUGAAAUAUCAGAAAGUCCAAAUUUACUUAAUCAAAGUAAUUUAUGCAAUGAUACACUUGAUUUUGAUACAUCUUUAGAGAGUGAACUACAGGCUAGCGGAAUUCCGGAACAACAAAAUUCUUAUCAAGCUAAGGAUAUUUCUUACUCACCCCCAUGGAAUGAAUCUUGUAAACGUGGUCAUCUUCAACACUACUCUUAUUGUACUAUGUCUCUUUGUAGAAUGAUUGGCUAUAGACUUCCAUUUUCUAUUAUGAACUCUUGUGAGUACUACCAUUCUAGUAUAAGUAUAGAAGACAUGGCAUUGUUCUUUUUAAAUGUGGUUUUACAUGAGCAUCCCUUCAAAAGAGUACAUUCCAAAUGCUUAGGAAAAAUUUUACUAACAUUUCUUGUAAGCAUUAUAUGCUCUUAUGAUAUUGAGCCAAUAGUUAUUCUAUCUAAAAAUUUAGGGAAAAAUAAAUCUGAACAAAAUAAAGAUUUUAACUAUUCGAAGAAGUACCAGUAUGAACAAUGGUAUCCCUGGGAAAGAAGUUUUAUUUCAGAUGGCAACAAUGAGUCCGAUUUAGAUAGCAUGGAUACUUGUAACGAUAUAACAACUGUUAUUCAGACAUUAAGAUUUCUUUGGGCUGUUGAUCUUUUGGUUCUCAACUUCAGUAUUCUUUUAGGUCAUCAGUUUAUAUCUGGCACCUGUAUCCCUUCUCUACUUCGUAGAGGUCUGGCAAAUUGGGAAAAGAGCAUUUAUGUAGCUGCAAUUUUAUUUCAGACAGACCAAGGAACAAGUUUUACAGAAGAUUUGAAAAAUAAAAAAAAAUGCACUAAAUUUAAAGAUCUACCAACUCUAUUAUCCAAAAGUAUUAUAUGCCUAUGUAUUAGAUUGCUUACUUUAGCCCAAUAUCCCCCAUUUUGGUUUUCUUGUCGUCACCUACUUCAACUUAUUGGACAAAUAGACCCACUAACGUACAUAUAUAUACUAGGAUGCGCAGGUAGAACUUGUUAUUCAGAUAUGGGAAUGAAUUAUACAUGCAAUAUGCUGUCAUUAAUGAUUUACUUCGUUUCAAAUUAUCCUGAAUAUUCUUUCCCUUAUAUUAAUGUGGCUGUAGAUAUUGCCAUUGGGUUUUUGGAUCCUCUUGAUUCUGUCCUUAGAAAAGGAACUAUUGCAGCUGUUACUUCCGUACUUUAUCAUCUAGUCAAGACGUUUCCGAUGAUCGCCUUUCAUCAGCAUACUCAACGUCUAGCUAUUGGCCAUCAAAAGUCAAUUCUCAUAUAUGAUCUGAGAACUGCAACUAAAUGGAGAGUACUUCAAGGUCAUAAAGGCGCUGUAGAUGCCCUUUGCUUUGAUAAGGGUGGGGAGUUUCUAGCCUCUUAUUCCAUUACUGAAAGAUCUUUGAGACUUUGGCAAUGUACUCAAUCAGGCCUACUAGGUGGACUUUUAGGUAUAUCUGGAAGUUGUAUCAAGUUUAUACAACUACCUGAGCUUAGAAAUAAUCCAAUAUAUAAUGCUUUAUACUAUAAACUUAGAACUGUAAAAGUUUCUUAUAAAAACCCGAAAGAGUGGCAAAUUAAAAGGGAGGAUCAAAGAAAUUACAUUGUUACAAUUGACUACUAA